Messenger RNA from Pangasianodon hypophthalmus (striped catfish), 4368 nucleotides. RefSeq lists its product as uncharacterized. NCBI's taxonomy places the organism in Eukaryota, Metazoa, Chordata, Actinopteri, Siluriformes, Pangasiidae. The transcript is spliced from 9 exons. The coding region runs from base 59 to 904 and encodes 281 amino acids. The record is from RefSeq and is a predicted model, not a curated record.
UGAGAGCCAAAGAAGCGCAUCACAGCAUUUGUCUUAGUGUGGAAGUAACAGAUGCAAAAUGAAUUUGAAGAGCUUUGUGUUCCAAGCUGUGUGGAUUCUCCUUAUUUUACCAUCUUUCAGUGCAGAAAAUCUGUGCAAAAGUGAACUUUUAAUAAGCAUUAACAUUUCUGCUGAGCUCCAGUCUGACGUCCUGCUGCCGUGUAACUUUAAUCCAAAUCUCCUCGGAUCAAAUAAGACUGCAGAUAUAGCAGUAGUGUGGAGUCAGAGGAACACAACAAUACACAAUCUAGUGGAGAUCACUCUACAGGGAGUAGCGAAGUUCUGGAACUAUAAAGGUGGACGUAUCAAGACAUUUCCUAAGCUCUCUGAAUCAGGAAACUUCUCCAUUCUCCUUCAGAAAGUGCAGCCGUAUGAUCUGAGUCUCUACCACUGUGAGCUGUUUAAUGGGAGCAACUGCAGGAUUGCUUAUCAGGAGCUACAGCUACAGCUAAGCCAUGAAAACUAUCAGUCCUCACUCCUAUUGUGGAGCAUAACAGGAGCAUUAGCAGGAGGAAUUGUGCUGCUUGCUGUAUUCACAACCUAUUUGUUACAUGCAAAACGCAGACAAAAUAUCAUUGUUAUCGAGACUGACUAUGAAAAUGUUGUGGGCGCAACAGCAGACUCAGACAAAGGAAGCAGACAAAAUAUCAUUGUUAUCGAGACUGACUAUGAAAAUGUUGUGGGCGCAAAAGAACACUCAGACAAAGGAAGUAAAUCAAUUGAGAAUCCAAUAUAUGAAACUGUCAGCCAGAAUCAAACUUCCUGUCAGCCAGAAUCAAACUGUGCAAGAGAAGAGGAAGGGCUUUCAUCUGGUACUCCAGUGUAUGCCACUGUCAAGAAAGGAAAAAUAGUUAAUAGCACAUAAAUGAAUCCAUACACAUAGUGUGACGUUUUAUAGGAUAACUUUUUUUUUUUUUAAUUCACCUUUUGUUGAAUCAAAAAAGUUUUGAUAACAUACACUGAUCAGCUAUAACAUUAAAACCGCUGAGAAGUGAAGUGAAUAAAAUUUAUUAUCUUGUUACAGUGGCACGUGUCAAGGGGUGGUAUAUAUUAGGCAGCAAGUGAACAGUCAGUUCUCGAGUUGAUGUGUUGGAAGCAGGAAAAAUUUUGACAAGGGCCAAAUUGUGAUGGCUAGAUGACUGGGUCAGAGCAUCUCCAAAAAGGCAGGUCUUCUGGGGUGGUCCAAGGAAGGACAACUGGUGAACUGGUCCAAGGAAGGACAACUGGUGAACUGGUCUAAGGAUGGACAACUGGUGAACUGGUCCAAGGAAGGACAACUGGUGAACUGGUCUAAGGAUGGACAACUGGUGAACUGGUCCAAGGAAGGACAACUGGUGAACUGGUCCAAGGAUGGACAACUGGUGAACUGGUCUAAGGAUGGACAACUGGUGAACUGGUGACAUGGUUAUGGCUGCCCAAGGCUCACUGAUACACGUGGGGAGUGAAAGCUACCCCUUCUGGUCCGAUCCCACAGAUGAGCUGCCAUAGCACAAUAUGCUGAAAAAGUUAAUGCUGGCUAUGAUAGAAAGGUGUCAGAACACACAAUGCAUUGCAUCUUGCUGCAUAUGGGGUUGCAUAGCCACAGACCGGUCAGAGUGCCCAUUCUGACCCCUGUCCACCACCGAAAGUACCUACAAUGGACAUGUGAGCAUCAGAAAUGGACCAUGGAGCAAUUAAAGAAGGUGGCCUGGUCUGAUGAAUCAUGUUUCUUUUACAUCAUAUUGACAGCCAGGUACGUGUGCCUAGUUUACCUGAGGAAGAGAUAGCACCAGGAUGCACUGUGGGAAGAAGGCAAGCUGGCAGAGGCAGUGUGAUGCCCUGGCCAAUGUUCUGCUGGGAAACCUUGGGUCCUGGCAUUCAUGUGGAUAUUACUUUGACACGUACCACCUACCUAAACAUUGUUGCAGACCAAGUACACUCCUUCAUGGAAAUGGUAUUCCCUAGCAGCAGUGGCCUCUGUCAGCAGGAUAAUGCACCCUGCCACACUGCAAUAAUUGUUCAGGAAUGGUUUGAGAAACAUGACAAGGUGUUGACCUGGCCUCCAAAUUCCCCAGAUCUCAAACAAAUCAAGCAUCUGUGGAGAUGCAAACCAACACCAAACACAAAUCCAUGGAGGCCCCACCUCACAACUCACAGGACUUAAAGGGUCUGCUGCUAAUGUCUUGUUGCUAGAUACCACAGCACACCUUCAGAGGUCUUGCGGAGUUCAUGCCUCGACAGGUCAGAGCUGUUUUGUUGGCACAAGGAGACCCUACUCAAUAUUAGGCAGGUGGAUUUAAUGUUAUGGCUGAUUGGUGUAUGUACUGAAACUGAAAAUAUAGUUUGUUAGUAUGCCCCAUGUCAUUCUUAUUAUGCUAUCGAUGAGACAUUGUGAUAUAAUGCACAGCUUAAUCUUAAUAGUUUCACUGUCGAAUUAUUGAUCGAUAUUAGAUUUUAGCCCUUCAUCUAAUACCAUGACAAGCCGUUAUUGGGUGAUGCAUAUUUGCGCUUUUGACCCUUCGACAGGGGUCACUGGUUCUCACUCAUUUUGUUGUUUUGGUGUGAAACAUGGUACUGACAUUAGACUGUACAACUACGCACUUGUGUAAUAUCUCACGUUGCCUAGCUAGAUGCUUUUAAUAAUUUCUAAGAACCUCAUAUACAAAUAAUAGUUUAGUUUUCCUAUUCAUUUGGAUUUUAUUGUUUUGGGCUUACACACAUGAAACUGUCUUUCUCCUACCUAAAAAAAGUGUCAAAUAAAGUGGUGCUGUUGCUUAUUUUUUAUUUUACAGCCUGGCCCUCUUAGUUGUCUUAUUAGUAUGUAAGGCAUUGUCCUACCACAAGCUGCUAUGCCACAGUUCCUUCCUUCUUUUUUUCUUCUUCUUUUUUUUGCACAUGCUAGUGUGUUAGAAGAGGUGUAAGAAACUUUACAGAGGAAAGCAAAUUCUAUAAUUAACCUUCCCGCCCACACACAUGUGCACACACACACAAGUACACUCGCGCACCCACAUACACAUUUAAUUAAUUUAUCUAAUUGCUUAUCUAUGUAUUUUCAUUUUUCUGUAGAGUUUAAAUUCACACUAACAGGCAUAAGAUGUAACACUCAAGUCCUAUAACAUCAAACAUAGUGAAAGUGAUUUUGCAGUAAUUCAGUGAUAUCUGAAACUAUAUGGGUUUAUGAUUGUGUAGUGACAAUCGCACACCUACCCACGUGGCAGUAACUUCCUGUGCCUCAACGCUAGUGUCAUGCCUCAACACAAACCUGAGAACUGAUUUGAACAAUUUAUAGGUUUUCUUUUUUUUGGGAACUGACAGAGCAGACACAUUCACCCAUAUGACAUGAAGGAAGAUCAUUGUAGCGUGACUGGAUCUUCAGAGAACACCUCCAAAAACAGUUUUAUAUGCUUCAAAAGCUGAAAAUGAAACAGGGAAAGGAUAGUGUGAAAUGAUAAAUGUGAAAAACAGGUCACCCACUUGGCUUGAAAGCAGUUCCUGUUUUUUUUUUUUUUUCCUGUUUGUUGGAAAGUUCUUUUAAGUUCUCUUUCUCUCUCUCUCUCUUCCUAUGGUUGGAGACUCUGAUUUAUACCUUAAACAUGAACCUGGUGAUACUCUACAAUUCAGACUAUAUUAAUUUACUUAUCUGUUGAUGUGAUUGUGUCCCUUUUAAUUCUGCACCCAAGGUGGUGGUUUUCUGCUUUUCAAUCACAUUAUUUCUUAAACAAUAAGCUGUCUUUUUCUUUCUUUUUGUGGAGCAGUAUCUUUGUAGAAUCAGUUUAGUAGAUCAAUAACACAUCAGUAACUCAUCUUAAGUCUGUUCAUAUGCUUUUAAAUAAAAGUUACAUUCUGAAUGCACAAAAGGAGUGAGCAUACAUUUACCGCCCACAUACCCGUACACCUUCUGAUUCUGUGGCAUGGUUGUGGUACCAGAUGGGCUGGUUUGAGUUUUUCAGAAAGCCACAUCCGGUUUCCACUCCUGUAAGCCAAGAAGAGGAAUCUGAGGAUACAGUGGACACAGGAUUACUGAAACUGGGCAGUUGAAUAUUGGAAAACCAGACAACAUUACCUACAAUACAGAUUACCAAAAAAGUGCCAAAUGUAUGUUUCUAAAUUAUAUACAGUAUAUAUUAUAUGUAUGUAUAUAUGGAUAUGGAUAUAUGUUGUGAAUGGAUAUGGAUAUGGAUAUGGAUAAACGGAUAUAUGUUGUGAAUCUAUACAAAAUAGCCCACAAUAUUAAAAUUGGUGGAAAAAGUCCAAAUAGUUUGCCAAAGUAUUUACAAAUAAAAACAUAAAACAUUGUGAUUGCAUAAUUAUUCACGCCCCUUACAAUGAAACCCUAAAUUAGUUCUUUUG